Molecule: messenger RNA, 2843 nt
Organism: Linum trigynum
Lineage: Eukaryota; Viridiplantae; Streptophyta; Magnoliopsida; Malpighiales; Linaceae
Source: the annotation of a GenBank genome assembly
AUGAGGGGACAAAAUCUGAAAAUAACUACGACGGUAGUGAAUAUUCGGAACAAAAUGAGAAACAGAAUGUAAACCAAAAGAUGUUAGAUUUUCUUACAUGAAACAUCAUAAUCGUGCGGGAACUGGAAGAAUCGUGCAAGCAUGCUAGUCGUGAUUUGGUGGGCAUCUCAUCCAUCAUUGCGAAAAGCGAUUGAGAUGACCGUCUAAUUUUCGAACCUGUUAGUAGAAAUUUGACCUCCUAAAUUCUUUCUUAAAGAUUUGAGCUCUCCAAAGCAAGUGAGACACGAAGACAAAAUCUGCUAACCCACAUGGGACUUCCGUACUUGGCGCCUUAAUUUGAUGGCUGCUUACUAAUGCAUUGGGAUGAAGUGAGGAAGCUGCUCCUCUUCUUCUUCUCCAGCAUCUUUCUUCCCUCACAUAUAAAUACACCAUUCUCGGUCUCGCCAUUGGCAUUCUGCACGUCUCAAACCCUCCAAGCUCUACAAAGAAACCAGCUCCACAAACAAAACAAAAAAAAUGGCUUCCAGCUGGUUCCCUUCUCUCUGCUUCCUCACCCUACUCUUCUUCGCCUCCAUCGCUUCAGCCGCUUCCCCUCCUCGACUCCUCGACGCCCUGCUUCCCAACGGGAACUUCGAGCAGUCCCCGCCGGCGUCCAAGCUCGUCAAAAGAACCAUCAUCGGCCGGCACUCCCUCCCCGGUUGGGAAAUCGACGGCCCGGUCCAGUACGUCUCCGGCGGGCCGCAGCCCGGCGGGUUCUACUUCGCCAUCCCCCGUGGCGUCCACGCCGUCCGCCUCGGAAACAGAGCCACCAUCUCGCAGACCAUGAACCUCGCCGCCGGCGGUGUCUACAGCCUGACGUUCGGGUCCACCAAGUCGUGCGCGCAGGAUGAGGUGCUCCGCGUCACGGUGGUUCCCGCCGCCGCUGGUGGUAAGAGCGGCAUAGCUGGAGCUGCCUACGUGGCGGCGGAUCUGCCGCUCCAGACUCUGUACAGCACCGACGGCGCCGACACUUAUGCUCUGGCUUUCACCGUGCCUUAUUACAACAAGGCCGGGGACGUAGUGAGGAUUAGUUUUCAUAACCCGGGAGCUCAAGAGGAUGCUGCUUGUGGGCCUUUGCUCGAUGCCGUUGCCAUUAAGCAGAUCCCGCGGCUUACAUUCACCAAAGGCAACUUGGUAAAGAACGGCGGAUUCGAGAUCGGCCCCCACGUCUUCACCAACUACUCCACCGGCGUCCUCCUCCCGCCGAAACAACCCGCCGACAGAACCUCCCCGCUCCCCGGCUGGAUCGUCGAAUCCCUCAAACCGGUCAAAUACGUCGACUCCCGCCACUUCGCCGUCCCCUCGGGCCGCGCCGCCGUCGAGCUCGUCGCCGGCAGAGAAAGCGCCAUCGCACAGGUCAUCCGAACCGUCGCCGGGAAAUCCUACAACCUGUCCUUCACCGUCGGCGACGGCAAGAACGACUGCCACGGCUCCAUGAUGGUCCAGGCCUUCGCUUCGAACAAAACCCUCCAGGUCCCGUUCGAGUCCGCCGGCAAGGGCCGGUUCACGACGGCCAGCCUCGUUUUCCCGGCGGUGUCGAACCGGACGAGGAUCACGUUCUUUAGCAACUAUUAUCAUACCAAGUUGAAGGAUUUUGGGCACCUCUGUGGCCCUGUUUUGGAUGAUGUUCGGGUUUUCGGUCUUCGUAGCCACAAGAAGUUGGUCAAGUGAUAUGACGCGAAAAUAUAUGUUCUGACGCUCAAGUUAGUAUACUGCGUUUUGCUAAACGUGAGUAUACGUUCCGUGUUUAGGUUUGGAGCAAUCGAUAUACUUAUAGAGUGCGAUAACGUGGAUGAUUUUGAUGAAUCAAUAUACUCUGUUUUUCUUCCAUCAUGACAGAGUAAUUUGUUGAAUCGAGAGUGUCUGGAACGAAUCGUAGCUACAAGAAGAAGCUGGUCUAGUGAUGGAAUGAAUUAAACAUGUUAUUUCUACAUAACUAUGAUAUAUAGUAAAUAUUGUAAUAAUCCGGACCAAAUCAGUGGUUGAAUUUUGUUGUCUUGGCGACUAAACUACUGAAUUGUGGGAAAGUCCGACAAACCGACCAUCGGCGGCCGUCCUAGCUUUGCUUUGACGUGGUGGAACCGCCGUUAGUCAAACUGGUGGUGUGGAAUCAAUGAUUUAAUUAAUGACAUGACCGCUUAUAAUAUUUUCUUGUGACGUUUCAUGGUUGUUGAUGAGGCAAUUCUGGAUUGAUUAAGUUUAUACGAAACAAGAUCUUGGGGGCAGCAAUCAUGCCACCUCGCCAAUAGUUCUUUGGAGAGUGGUUUAGUUUGGUGGUCAAUGCCUAUAUUUGAUUCUUGUCAAGUCGGUGGUCAGAUUCGAUCGACUAGUUAUUAUAUUCGAAACGAGGAUACAAUAUAGGAGAAUGAAAAAAAGCGAACAUAUAUGACAUAACUAAUGAAUCAAUAAUCGUAAAAAAAAACUAACAGAAUCUAAAUCUCCCUACUUUGUGAUUUUGAGAGAGGUAAAUAAUUACAAUAAGAUAUAAAAAAUUAUUCAAUAAGACAAGUUUAAAAUGAAAAUGCUCAUUUUUUUCCCAUAACAAGGGAGGCGGAGGCCAAGCAAAAGGAGUAACAGGAGUGGUUUAGUUAGAGGAAGAAGACGAGACAACAACAAUAUCAUGCUCAAAGCUGAUGCUCAUAUUAUUCUUUUGAAAGAUGGAAAUUAAGUCGUGUGAUGAAUUCACAAACUCAUGCAUACCAUAGGAAUAGACGAGAUGGAUCAAAAAGCUCAGAUCAACAGGGCAAGGUCCAACCGUUAACUAAUUUUAAUUUGGUACACAAAAUUAAAUAGCAAAAGUUGGG